Molecule: messenger RNA, 1792 nt
Organism: Telopea speciosissima
Lineage: Eukaryota; Viridiplantae; Streptophyta; Magnoliopsida; Proteales; Proteaceae
Product: probable polygalacturonase At3g15720
Exons: 14
Coding region: 25-1791 (588 amino acids)
Biological process (GO): carbohydrate metabolic process
Molecular function (GO): polygalacturonase activity
Source: RefSeq, a predicted model, not a curated record
UAUAAAAUCUUGUUAAAUGUUUACAUGCAGGCACUACAAUUCCAUAACUGCAACGGUCUUCAACUAAGUGGACUGACACAUUUGAACAGCCCAAGAAACCAUAUCUCCAUUAAUGGCUGCAAUGGAGUAACUUUUUCUCACAUCAAUAUAAGUGCGCCAGAAAACAGCAAAAACACUGAUGGUAUUGACAUAUCAGACUCAACCCAAAUUCUAAUCCAAGAUUCUUACAUUGGAACAGGUGAUGAUUGUGUGGCCAUUAAUGGUGGUACCUCUUUUAUCAACAUUACCAAUGUUACAUGUGGACCAGGCCAUGGCAUAAGUGUGGGAAGCUUAGGAGCAAAUGGAGCUCAUGAUACAGUGGAAGAAGUCCAUGUGAUAGAUUGUACUUUCGUUGGAACCAUGAAUGGAGCAAGGAUCAAGACAUGGCAGGGUGGAUCUGGAUACGUAAGAAAUAUCACUUUCGAGCAAAUUACACUUUCUGCAGUAAACAACCCUAUCGUCAUCGACCAAUAUUACCCUAAUUACUUGCAAGAAGGUUCCGACAUUGAAGUGAGCGACGUCAAAUUCAUAGGAGUGCAUGGGACUUCAACUGCAGAGGAUGCCAUCACAUUGAAGUGCAGUAAUAGCGACCGUGUCGCCAUCUUCUUGAUCUUAUUUAUGGCCUUACUCAUUUCUAGUAAUGGAUUUGAUGUGUUAACCUAUGAUGCUGUUGGAGAUGGCAUAACUGAUGACUCCGUGGCCUUUCUGAAAGCAUGGGCAGCAGUGUGUGGAACAGAUAGUUCAAGUACUCCCAUCCUCACCGUACCUUCUGGGAUGACAUUCUUGUUGAAGCCUAUCCAGUUCAAUGGUCCUUGCAAAGCCUACGACAUUACUGUUGAGGUUUCAGGGAACAUAGUUGCGCCCGAUUCUAUUUCGGAAUAUGAGGGACACAAUGAUGUGUGGCUUUCCUUCAAUUCCAUAGAAUGCCUCAACAUCAAUGGAACUGGCCAAAUUGAUGGCCGAGGCAGUGUUUGGUGGCCACGAUCUAAUGAGAAGAGCAAUCACCAACGACCCAAGGCACUACAAUUCCAUAACUGCAAUGGUCUUCAACUAAGUGGAUUGACACAUUUGAACAGCCCAAAAAAUCAUAUCGCCAUUAAUCGCUGCAAUGGAGUAAUUAUUUCUCAGCUCAAUAUAACUGCGCCAAAAAACAGCCCAAACACUGAUGGUAUUGGCAUAUCAGACUCAACCCAAAUUCUAAUCCAAGACUCUUACAUUGGUACAGGUGAUGAUUGUGUGGCCAUUAACGGUGGCACCUCUUUUAUCAACAUUACCAAUGUUACAUGUGGACCAGGCCAUGGCAUAAGUGUGGGAAGCUUAGGAGCAAAUGGAGCUCAUGAAACAGUGGAAGAAGUCUAUGUGAAAGAUUGUACUUUCGUUGGAACCAUGAAUGGAGCAAGGAUCAAGACAUGGCAGGGGGGAUCUGGAUAUGCAAGGAAGAUCACUUUCGAGCAAAUUAUACUUUCAGAAGUAAAGAACCCCAUCGUCAUCGACCAAUAUUACCCUAAUUACUUACAAGUUAAGGGUUCCGACAUUGAAGUGAGCGACGUCAAAUUCAUAGGAGUGCAAGGGACUUCAACUGCAGAGAAUGCCAUCACAUUGAAGUGCAGUAAUAGCGUGGGUUGCACCAACAUUGAAUUGACCCAAAUCAAUAUCACAUCAGCAGUUCCAGGCAAAGUGACUUCCUCCUUAUGCAUUAAUGCCCAUGGAAUAGCUACAGAUUGUAAUCCACCUGUGGAAUGUCUAACUUAAA